Echinostoma caproni is the source of this 498-nucleotide messenger RNA. NCBI's taxonomy places the organism in Eukaryota, Metazoa, Platyhelminthes, Trematoda, Plagiorchiida, Echinostomatidae. The record is from the annotation of a GenBank genome assembly.
AACAAAGUGAUGAUUGUGAAUAACUACGCCUUCCGAUUCACGCAGUGUUCACUCACUUUAUUCCAACCGGUUCGCCUGAUUCGUCACAAGCCAUGGGUGCCGAAAUUUCGGUUGUUACGUGCGAUGCAGCCGUUCAAUGGACCUCCGGACAUACAGUCCAGUAAACCUCCGUUAAACAAUGCAGAAACUGCCUCAGAAAUUCGUCAACGUUUACGAAAAAAUGGUUUCCUUCCGCCGUUGCUAUUUCAGGAUCGACCGAUAAAUGUUGGACACACAGGUCAGGUGGUCGAUCCCUAUGAGCCACCAGAGGGAGAUGGUCGAAAGUCUGCCCUGUCAUUUAGGCAAUUGUCGUUGGAAAGCGCAAAUCUGCUGAAGAAAGGGAAGUCCUACAAGGCAACACUCACAAUUCGUCGUCACGAACCAACCUUCAGUCCAAAUACCUUUGCAGUGGAAGCAGAAUCAAUUUACAAGGAGGCUCAUGAUCUACUUCAAAAGUGA